This is a messenger RNA of Triplophysa rosa, 3223 nucleotides long. It is a transcript of the gene slc15a2, whose product is annotated as solute carrier family 15 member 2. The transcript has 23 exons. Gene Ontology annotation, molecular function: dipeptide transmembrane transporter activity. Gene Ontology annotation, biological process: oligopeptide transport; transmembrane transport. The record is from RefSeq and is a predicted model, not a curated record. Gene Ontology annotation, cellular component: membrane. Lineage: Eukaryota; Metazoa; Chordata; Actinopteri; Cypriniformes; Nemacheilidae.
GGACGGACUUGGACGCGGGUGCAGGAAUCCGCUAGACGUUGAGGGUCCAGAGACACUUCAGGAUCGAUUGGAGACAUGGGCAAGAACAAGGAAAAACAUGUGGAUGAGGAGACUCUGGGAAAAAUACAGCGCUCACCGAAAUUAUGUGGGACUAACUAUCCAGUAAGCAUCGCCUUCAUUGUGGUCAAUGAGUUCUGCGAGAGAUUCUCAUACUAUGGCAUGAAAGCGGUGCUCACGCUUUACUUCAUCCACUACCUGGGCUGGGACAAGAAUCUGUCCACAGCGGUGUACCAUGCCUUCUCAGGCUUGUGUUACUUUACCCCACUUCUGGGAGCUUUGAUAGCAGACUCCUGGUUGGGAAAGUUCAAAACCAUCAUCUACCUGUCUAUAGUUUAUGUGAUCGGUCAUGUGGUCAAGUCUGUAGGAGCCAUUCCCGAUGUGGGGAACAGCACUGUUCAUAUUGUUCUGUCAAUGAUUGGUCUGAUCCUGAUAGCUUUUGGGACAGGAGGAAUCAAGCCAUGUGUCGCAGCUUUCGGUGGUGACCAGUUUGAUGAGGAACAUACAGAUGAGAGGACAAAAUUCUUUUCAAUCUUUUACAUGUCAAUCAAUGCUGGAAGUGUCCUGUCAACCAUCAUCACGCCGAUAUUAAGAGGUGAUGUGCAGUGUUUUGGUAGAGACUGCUAUGCCCUGGCCUUUGGAGUCCCUGCUGUUUUAAUGAUUAUUGCACUAGUGGUGUUCAUUGCUGGAAAUGGGUUAUAUAAGAAGAGUCCACCUGAAGGAAAUGUCCUGUUGCGUGUUUGCAAAUGCAUCGGGUUUGCUAUUCGCAAUCGAUGGAGGAACUCCACGAAUGGCUCAAAGCGAAAACACUGGUUGGACUGGGCUGAGGAGAAGUUCUCGAAGCGGCUCAUUCAGGAAAUUAAAAUGGUGUUCAGGGUGCUGGUUCUGUACAUUCCUUUGCCCAUGUUUUGGGCUCUCUUUGACCAACAGGGGUCACGAUGGACUCUCCAGGCCACUCGGAUGAACAUGGAUUUCGGUGGAGCAUUCGUUCUAAAGCCUGAUCAGAUGCAGAUGCUGAAUGCUUUGCUGAUUCUGGUAUUUAUUCCCAUCUUUGACAUGGGCGUAUACCCGCUGAUCGGCCUGUGUCGCAUCAAGCUCACUCCUCUAAAGAAGAUGGCUAUUGGCAUGAUUCUCGGUGCUCUUGCUUUCGGUGCUGCGACUAUCGUAGAAAUCAACGUCAUUAAAACUGUGGUGAAGCCUCCUGUAGCCAGAGAAAGCCUUGUGCAAGUUUACAAUCUAAUGGAUACAGAAGUCUCUGUGCAGUUUCCAGGACAAAAUAUCUUCUCCGAGCCAAUUAAAUCAUAUGAGGAUCCCGUGGGAUACACAAGUCUUUCACUUACUGGUGAAUCACAGAUCCACACUGUUACUGUCAACCACAAUGGGUCGGCACACCAGUGUCAACUGGCCUUCAUAGAACACACCGCAUACAGUUUCAUUCUGCACGGCCAGCCUGAUGGUACUGCAUGCAAACUGGUGGAAGAUCAUAUCACCAAAUCUGAAACGGGGGCUGUGUACGUAAGGUUUAUCAAUACUCGCUCAGAGAGCAUCAACAUAACCGUGGGGACUGCAGAAUUUUAUGCACCCGCUGAUUAUGGAACUUCUCACAAUAUAAGUGUGCAAAGAGGAGAAUACAAUGGAGUUAAAUGCGUAUCAGGUUCCUCCCAAUAUCACAUUGAUCUUGGACUUCUUGAUUUUGGUGCAUUGUAUACUGUUAUACUCAAAGGGGGCAGAUAGGAAUUAACGUUCACAAAGAUGGAGGACAUCCAAGCCAACAACAUUCACAUUGCCUGGCAGAUUCCACAGUAUGCUUUGAUCACAGCAGGAGAAGUGAUGUUCUCCAUUACAGGCCUGGAGUUCUCGUACUCACAGGCACCGACGAGCAUGAAGUCGGUUCUUCAGGCCGGAUGGCUUAUGACUGUGGCAUUUGGAAAUGUCAUCGUAUUGAUCGUGGCAGAGGGGGCUGGCAUGGAACAGUGGACGGAGUUCCUCCUUUUUGCUGGUCUUUUGUUGGCAGUCAGCAUCAUCUUCUCCAUCAUGGCCUAUUUCUACACCUAUGUGGAUCCCGAUCAGCUAGACAAGCUCUUCCCAGAAGAUGAUGGGAAUGUUGAUGGUUCAAAGAGUAAGAAAAAUGAGACCGUUUACAUGACAGAUAUGCCCCAGAAAACCAAGAUGUAGCUGGAAGACUGCUUGCUUUUGAACUAACAACAUCUAUUUAUUGAAUAAGCUAAUGUUUCAUAGUAAACUGUGUUAGUCGGACCACAGUUACGUUUUGUCGUUCCAGGGACUUUAGGGGAUUUUCUGCUGAGCUCUACUGUUCAGGGAUCGUAUUCCAGAUGAAUGAAGAUAAAAUGAAAUUGUGAUUUACUUCAUAUGGUGUCAUACACUAGUCUUUGUUUUUGAGCCGUUGAAUUUUUAGAAUGUGAUGGAUUUGUGAUCAUAUCAAUCAUAGACGGUAGUGGCCAAAAGUGACAUCCGAGGGGGAAUAUUUGUACAAUGUUUGCUUUAUGGCCCCAUUAGAUUAGAUUAUACCAUCAAAAAAUGAGGUAUAUAGUAAAACAUCCACAUGACAUGAAGCGUUUAUUGGACAACAUUAUUUGGAAAACCAUUUUCUAAAGUUUUAUGGUUUUAAUAUUGAUAGUCAUUCUUCUGGUCUAUGCCUUGAUAAACUUUGCACAUGUAUUGUUUUUUUUGCCAGCCCUCCUUAAAUUCUUCUCAAAUCUGAGCUUCAGUUUUCUCUCCAAACAAACCAAUGCAACAUUGAUACAAACGUUUUCAUGCAUCUUUAAUCAUUUGAAGAAGCGAAGAUGUCAGUUGUUUUAAGUUGGACAUCACUUUGAGCCACUAUUGUACAGUAAAAUAAUGCUAUUUGCACAAUUUAAAGUUCACAUUUGUAUAUAUUGUUUUUCAUUCUUUGUUGUUGUGACUUUUCGGGUGAUAAUGUUCUUGAUGAACUUCUACUGACACAUCAGAUGCUUAAUGUUGCAAAGGAAUUUGAAAAUGAGCUCCAAAAGUCUGAAAUCACUACGUUUUUGACAAGCUUGAAACACAGAGGUUAUGAUGCAAAAUAGAGAAUCAUUUAAGAUUUUUGAGACAAAUUGUAUUACUUAGUUCAGCUUGUUAUGCUUAUAAUUUAUAUACAGUAUGUACAUAAUUACUCUAAAUGUAU